This is a messenger RNA of Funneliformis mosseae, 1722 nucleotides long. NCBI's taxonomy places the organism in Eukaryota, Fungi, Glomeromycota, Glomeromycetes, Glomerales, Glomeraceae. The record is from the annotation of a GenBank genome assembly.
AUGGGCACAGAGUUUGACAUGGAAAAAUACGGGCAUAUGCCUAGUGAACCUUGUGAUCCCGGUUCUCUAACUUCUGGUUGGUCAUCUGCCACAACAAAUGCCAGUUCUAUCCCCUCGUCACUCAUUUCCGAAAUGGACAACCUGAACAUCGACCAAGGUCGUCUCGAACGUUAUGCCGCGGAGGCGGGUGAUGCACGCUUUAUGAGUGAUAAAACAUUAGAAUCUCAUACUAAAUCAUUACGAGAAAAGGCUAUAUCAUCAAUGCUUAAAAGGAUCAAAUCCGCAAUGAAUGUUGACCUUUGUUACGUCUUGGAUUGUACCGGUUCUAUGUAUAGGCACAUUUCCGCUGCCAAGGAUUGCAUCUUACAGGUAGUAAGCUACAUGGAAAGUACGAAUCCGAGUAUUAAAAUUCGCGUUGGCUUUUGCGGCUAUCGUGAUCACUGCGAUGGCGAUGACAAACUUCAGAUUUUCGAUUUCACAAACUCAUACGAUCAAUUCAGAAACAACAUAUCCGAGAAGGUAUCAGCCAAAGGUGGAGGUGAUGGUCCAGAAGACGUCCUAGGUGGACUUGACGCGGCCAUUACUCAAAUGAGCUGGCUUCAUACUACUCGCGUCAUUUUUCACAUCGGUGAUUGUCCUCCGCACGGUCGUCAAUUCACCACCAUGUAUGAUAGUUAUCCGGAAGGCGACCCGAACGGCCUAACUGCGGAAAGCGUGCUGGAAAAAAUGCAAUCUUCAAACAUUCUUUACUUUUUCGGGAAAAUCACACAUCAUACCGAUAAGAUGCUUAGCAUAUUCCGUGAUAUAAUUGGCGAGAUUCAAGUGUUUGAUUUUGAUUCCGUGGAAUUAAUUUCCAAAUAUUUUCAAGCCACCUGUUUGACGAUCACUUCCUCCGUUUCGUUAACCGCUACUUUGGGAAAUGACGUAUACUCACUACGACGGAAAGAGCUUGAAAUAGACACGGAAGAACCCGAUUGGGAUACGAUUGAGGAGCAAACUGGAGCAGUUUUGCGAUAUCGUCUCCCUAAAACACUUGACGACAUCAUGAACAAGGAAUAUUUUCAAAAAUCAAAUGCUGAUCUCCAAAAUCUCUCUUUCAAGCUGGCCCCAAAGCCAUUCUCCGUUGGUGCGGAACGAUAUGCAUAUUUUGCCCUAGAAGUCAAGCGCGUACCGGCUGAGAAAGUGGUGAUAAAAGAAUACCUUGAGAUUGGACGAAAGGCGAACUCGGUUGAACGGUAUCUUGAGGCAGUGGAAGUCUCUGCAAUCGCACAUUUCCUUUCCAAACAAUUCAAUAUCGAAGCAAAACGGGUCGGAAUCAACAAAAAGGUGAAAUUUCUUCAGGCGAAACUCUUGCGUAGUACUACCACCGGAUUUAAAAAACAGUAUUAUACCAUAGAGCCUAAUCUUCGAAAUGCAAAGUAUAAACGAUUCAACGUGAACAGUGGUAUCAUUACCGAAUUUCAUUCCACCCUUGAAGCGUUCGCCCAUUUCACGUAUGAUUACACCGAGGGAUAUUUAUUGGUUUAUGAUCUACAAGGGGCCGAAUUCUCGGAUCAGUUCUUACUGACAGAUCCGGCUAUACAAUGUACUGAUUCCUUACGGUUCGGGAGAACUAAUCUAGGGAAGAGGGGAAUCGAGGAUUGUUUCCUUGCAAAUCAUAAGUGUAGCAGUGUUUGCAAGAAGUUGGGGUUAGAUGUCACAACAUUACCGACCAUGACCUAA